Drosophila navojoa is the source of this 505-nucleotide messenger RNA. RefSeq lists its product as uncharacterized. NCBI's taxonomy places the organism in Eukaryota, Metazoa, Arthropoda, Insecta, Diptera, Drosophilidae. The record is from RefSeq and is a predicted model, not a curated record.
AUGGAUAUUUCGCAGUUAUUGUGCGUCUUGCUGUUGCUUUGCGGGUACAUCAAGCAUAAUUAUGCCGCGACCAAAGUAUUCUAUGAAUUUCACAUACGUGAACCGAGCACUGAACGCAACGAAACGGCAGUGCUAAACACUCCGAACAACAAUGAAACAGAAGUCAAGCCCAAUUUGAUUAUAACAGGCAAACACACCUCGAGUGUGUUACUCGAUAGCAAGGAUGAAAACUCACCCAACAGCGUCUAUACGGAGACAGCGUUCUACACAGCCGACGAGAACGGCUAUCAUGUCACCUACAACGUAAGCAUCCAGCCAGCUGUACUGGACCCACAGCUCAAUGGCGUUACCCUAAAAGUGAUCGUAGGCUAACGGCAAUUAACAGUAUUAUGCAAUUGUCAAUGAACGGGAGCGGGGAGUUACAAUAUACGAACAACUAAUGUCUGAAGAUUACAAUUAUUCAUUCAAAUAAACCAGUUCAACGGACUGAGUCUAUUUUACAGUA